CUAGACCACGUGGCCUCAUGGAUUUUGGAGAGACAUCUCUCGGAAAGCAACCCGCUCUAGUGACUGACUGCCCACCCUAUCUCUCUCUCUCUCUCUCUCUCUCUCGCUUGCUUGUCCCCAAGCUCUCCGGGUGUCGACAAUGGCCUCACCACAGCAGCAAGCCCCGCACCCGCUCCGUCCGUACUACCGGCCGUCGGAGGACGAGGCGUUUGUGGCGACGGCGCCGCGCUUCUCGGCCUCGUCUUCGUCUGCCUCGUCGUCCACCCCGGCCGGCUCCUCGUUUCGGUCAUCAUCAUCAGCAGCAGCAGCGAAGGCGUCGGCGCCCUCGUCAUCUGCGUCGAACCGGUACAUACGGCCUGACGAUGACCUCGCUGCAGCCGCGGGCGCAGGCACGGGCGGCGUCAAGGAUGUCGCGCGGGCGCUGCUCGUGAGCGGCGCGCUGCAGUACUCGUCGACGUGUCUCGCCAUGCCAUUUGAGGUCGGCAAGCUCCUCCUCCAGGUCCAGUGGGUCCCGCGCGACGAUGUCUGGGUCGCCUUUGGCGAAUCCUCGGGUGCGGGCGCCGGUGCUGUGGCUGGCAUGGCGCGCGAGGACGAGAUGCAGCCGCUGCGCCGGCGGCGGGGGCGGGGACAGUAUGGCGAGGGGGACGAAGAGGAAGACGAGGACGGCGGCUACGAUGACGACGACGAUGAUGAUGUGCCGCCCGAAGCGGAGGAGUGGCGGGAGGAGCGGGACGAGGAGCAUGGUCGGGCGCGGGACUUUGGCGGCGAGGACGACGAGCUGUCGGACGAGGAGGAGGCCGAGGCCUACUUUCGCGACCUGAGCAACACGCCCAUGCGCCGGCCCUCGGUGCAGACGUCGGCCAGGCGCUCGACGGGCGCACGGAGGAAGCGGACCGACGCUGCGGGCUACGUCGUGCGGAGAAGCAUCCACGAGGACGGCACCAGGCCCGAGUUUGUCAUGCCCGUCGUCGUCCGUGGUGGCGUGUGGGAGAUGAUCAAGGCCGUGGGUAGGGGCAAGGAGGGCUGGCUCGGUCUGUGGAAGGGCUCGCUGACCACGUUCGUUCUCGAGAUGGCCACAUCGACGCUCCAGCCCAUCGUCACGACCGUCCUCUCUGUCUUCUCGCCCUCGGCCCUGACGCCGCUGCCGCUGCCCUAUGCACCCCACCCGUACCGGUCCCUGUCCCUCCUCGUCGUCUCCCACCUCGUCACGGGCAUCCUCGUCUCGCCCCUGGACCUCGUCCGGACCCGCCUCGUGGUCCAGUCGACGCUGCCGCCCCAUCGCAAGUACCGGAGCCCGUGGGAUGCGCUGCGCCAGAUCCUCCACGAGGAGGGCGGCUGGCGCACCAUCUACUUGCAUCCCAACUUACUCAUCCCCACCGUGCUCGACUUUACCCUGCGUCCGCUCCUGUCGCUCAGCGCGCCCAUCCUUAUCGAGCACAAGCUGCGCAUCGACCCCAACACGAGCCCCGUCGCAUAUGCGCUCGCCGACUUUGUCCUCAGCACCCUCGCCCUUGUCUUUACUCUGCCCAUCGAGACGGUCAGGCGCCGGCUCCAGAUCCAGGCCCGCGCGCCCUGGGGCAUGAAGCCCGACAAGAUCCACGGCUCCAGGCCGGCGGUGCCCCACACGCGCUCCUCGUCGUCGUCGGUGCCCAAGGUCAAGAACGGCUCUUCGGCGGCGACGGCCCUCGCCUCGGCCACGGGUGCUGCGCCCCUCCCUGCGCUCUCGCGGCCGCUGCGCACGUGCGUCGAGACACGGCCACGGCCCUACAUUGGCGUCACCGAGGCCAUCUACCGCAUCCUGACCGAGGAGACGUCGACGACGCCCGUGCCCCGCGAUCCUGCUGCCCGCCGACGGAGAGAGCAGCAGCGAGCGUCUCGGAGCAAUAACGACGCCGACGAAGACGACGAUGACGACCUCGCAAAGAGCGGCAUCCUCGCCAAGCACGGCCACAGCAGCCUCGGCGGCCUCUACUCGCUCUACAGGGGCUUUGGCUUUGCCGUCGGCGCCAAUGCCCUCGUCUUUGCCCUCACCCUCGUCAGCGGAGAGCGGCAGGGUCAAAGCACCGGCUGGGCCGAGAUCUGAUGUUUCAGCCACCACCACCCCAUCACCACUCCUCUCGUGUGCCGUCAUGGAAGAAGCUCUGCUGUAUGUUGAUUACU
Molecule: messenger RNA, 2160 nt
Organism: Acaromyces ingoldii
Lineage: Eukaryota; Fungi; Basidiomycota; Exobasidiomycetes; Exobasidiales; Cryptobasidiaceae
Product: mitochondrial carrier
Exons: 2
Coding region: 140-2083 (647 amino acids)
Source: RefSeq, a predicted model, not a curated record